Messenger RNA from Aspergillus steynii IBT 23096, 820 nucleotides. RefSeq lists its product as uncharacterized. The coding region runs from base 1 to 810 and encodes 269 amino acids. The transcript is spliced from 3 exons. NCBI's taxonomy places the organism in Eukaryota, Fungi, Ascomycota, Eurotiomycetes, Eurotiales, Aspergillaceae. The record is from RefSeq and is a predicted model, not a curated record.
AUGACCGACCAUGGGAGGCGAAAGACGGAUGUCAUUUGCCCUUACUGCUGUUGCACCUUAUCAAGUGCAACUGUUUUAGCUGACAGUCAAUGGAUGAACCACGUUAUUCACGACCUCAAUCCUUAUGUGGCCGUAUUAUCAAACAGAAGCAAUCGAUCAUCUGGGCCUCUCUUUCAAUCAUGCCCUCUUUGUGGACAGGAUCAGGUCGAGUCUAGUAUGGAGGCUCAUGUUGCAGAUCAUCUUGAAUAUCUCGCCUUGAAUUCUUUUCUCUCCGAGGACCCGAAGAGCGAAGACUUCAAUGCGCGCACGCACGCCCAUCCUUCCGGUCAAUCCCUCCGAUGCCCCUUCGUGACCUGCGAAUCCCGCAAAUAUGGGUAUUCACGAGAGAGGGACUGGAUCCAUCAUAUUUUCGCCCAUUCCGGACUUGGAAGCAAUAUAAGCUGCGGCUUCUGUCCGAAGCCUCAUGGCAGGCUGGACCGCUUUGAUUCAAUAUAUGAUUUGAAGCACCACCUGGUUGCCUUUCAUGGAGUCACAAAACCAUCGGGUUAUUCACACAAGAGUCAGCAGCCGGGCGCAACAUCCUCUGCCUCGGCCUGUGCUAGAACGACACACUCUGCUACACAUGACAGCAAUGUGACGGGCAUGUGCUACGUCUGCUCCGUGUGUUUCGACAAUGCUCAGGCCUUAUACCAGCACUUAGAUGAUUGUGUGAUACGGGCUGUACAUCAGGAGGCGCAACAUGAGCAAGAGAUUAUACAAAGACGGGAGACAAGGCCACAUUUUCUUUCUACAAUUCCCUGGAACUCUUAAGAUGUCAAAG